Messenger RNA from Mobula hypostoma (lesser devil ray), 3689 nucleotides. It is a transcript of the gene farp2, whose product is annotated as FERM, RhoGEF and pleckstrin domain protein 2. Gene Ontology annotation, molecular function: guanyl-nucleotide exchange factor activity; cytoskeletal protein binding. The transcript is spliced from 27 exons. Lineage: Eukaryota; Metazoa; Chordata; Chondrichthyes; Myliobatiformes; Myliobatidae. Bases 99 to 3242 code for a protein of 1047 amino acids. Gene Ontology annotation, cellular component: cytoskeleton. The record is from RefSeq and is a predicted model, not a curated record.
UGAGCAGACGGUGCAGCUGGCGAGGAAGAUGGCGGCGGGGUGUGGGGAGCGGAGCUCCGUUGAAGUGUGAGACUAAAUGUGCUGUCUGAAGGUGUGGGAUGGAGGAGAUGGAAGGAACAUACCGUGUUUUACAGACUCCUGGAGCUCGACUUGGAACAGUGACAAAUGCAGCAGUUAGUACUCUGGAGCCAGGGCAGAGCCUCUCGAUCGGCACCACAUCAUCCUCUAGUAAACCACGUGGCAGAGGGAUGCAGCUCACGGUUCAGUUGUUGGAUGAUGUGCAAGAACAGUUUGAAGUAGAGCAAAAAGCUUACGGGCAGGCCCUGAUGGAUGAAAUCUGCCAACGCCUCAACCUCGUUGAAAAUGAUUACUUUGGACUGGAGUUCCAGAACAACCGGGGGAAUGAGAUCUGGCUUGAACCUGCAAAGCCUAUUGUGAAACAAGUGCAAAGACCAAAGAACACAUUGUUCAGACUUCGUGUUAAGUUUUUCCCCCCAGACCCUGGUCAGCUGCUAGAGGAGUAUACAAGGUACUUGUUUGCACUGCAAAUUAAGCGGGACCUGGCAGAGAACAAAAUAAUAUGCAGCGAGAACACAUCUGCACUCCUCAUCGCUCAUAUUUUGCAGUCUGAAAUUGGCGAUUGUGAUGAAGCUGUGGAUUUGGAUUACCUUAAGAACCACACGCUCUUGCCAAACCAGCAAAUGCUUCAGGAAAAGAUUAUGGCCUUUCAUCGACAAAACAUAGGUCAGACUCCGGCUGAGUCAGAUUUCCAGGUUUUGGAGAUAGCUCGGAAGCUCGAGAUGUAUGGAAUUCGGUUUCAUCCAGCCACUGACAAAGAAGGGACGAAAAUCAAUCUGGCUGUGGCCCACAUGGGGGUGCUGGUAUUUCAGGGUAAUACAAAAAUAAACACAUUUAAUUGGGCGAAGAUCCGAAAGCUUAGUUUCAAGAGGAAAAGAUUCCUCAUCAAGCUCCACCCAGAGGUCCAUGAUUCCUACCAAGAUACAUUGGAAUUUCUUCUGCCUGACCGUGAUCUGUGUAAGAUUUUCUGGAAGAACUGCGUUGAAUAUCAUACUUUCUUCAGACUCCUGGACCAACCCAAGCCAAAGGCCAAGGCAAUUUUAUUCACCCGGGGAUCCUCCUUUAGAUACAGUGGAAGGACGCAGAAACAGCUGGUUGACUACAUGCGUGAGAGUGUGACAAAGACACUCUCUUAUCAGAGGCGGCACAGCAGAGCACGAGGCCCAGCGCAGAUUUUGACCAAAGAUGUGCCAAGACAGAGUUUAUCGUUCACUGGAGAUGCAGAGGUUCCAGGCUCUCCCUUCUCAACUACUGCUGCUUCCUGUCAGUCCGUCCAGUCUGCAUGCAAGGCCGCUACAGACAGCCAGUCCAUCCACCGGGAUGAUGGCAACGUGUUCCUGAUCAAUAAGAAUAUUCCUCAGAAACCUCCAGUGGACAUGAAGAUGAGUCCAACGAUGGAAGAAACAUGGAAGACUUCCAGUCAGCCUUCACCAAUCUCCUUGCAAGGUGGUUUGGGUGGCAGUCUUCAGCUAUCCCCUCUUGCUACAAGGAGCACCCUCAAUGUAUUGGUUCCUGGAUCCCAGAUGUCUAACCUGAAUUUGCCUCCUCAGAUUCCAUCUCCAUUGCAAAGCCCAAUCCUCAGUGAUGUUGGCAGCACAAGGGCAGAUGAUGAUGAAGAAGACUGUCGAAAGCGUUAUCCAGCUGAUAAGGCAUUCUUUAUUGCCAAGGAAAUCCUGACCACAGAGAGGACCUAUCUGAAGGAUUUGGAAGUCAUCACUGUGUGGUUUCGUAGUGCUGUUAUCAAAGAGAAUGCAAUGCCACAAGGGCUAAUGACUCUGCUGUUUUCCAAUAUUGACCCUAUUUAUGAAUUUCAUCGGGGAUUUCUGAAGGAGAUUGAACAGAGACUGGCUCUUUGGGAAGGACGAUCCAAUGCACAUGUGAAAGGAAAUUAUCAGAGAAUUGGUGACAUCAUGCUUCGAAAUAUGUGUGUUCUUAAGGAAUUCACCAGCUACCUGCAGAAACAUGAUGAGGUUCUCACAGAACUGGAGAAGGCCACCAAGCGGUCAAAGAAGCUAGAGAGCGUUUACAAAGAGUUUGAGCUGCAGAAGGUUUGUUAUCUUCCCCUAAACACAUUCCUGCUGAAGCCAAUUCAGAGGCUGAUGCACUACAAGCUCAUCUUGGAGAGACUCUGCAAACAUUAUUGCCCCGACCAUCAAGAUUACGGAGAUUGUCAAGGUGCUCUAAGUGUGGUUCGAGAGAUGAGUGCUCAGCUGCACAGCAGUUUAAUUAGGCUGGAGAAUUUUCAGAAGCUCACAGAACUGCAACGGGACCUUAUUGGUAUAGAUAAUCUGGUUCUACCUGGAAGGGACUUCAUUCGGGAAGGUUGCCUGUAUAAACUUACAAGAAAAGGGCUCCAGCAAAGGAUGUUUUUCUUGUUUUCCGAUAUGUUGUUAUAUACAAGCAAAGGAGUAACGAGCAGCAACCAGUUUAAAGUACACGGCCAGCUACUGUUAUAUGGGAUGAUUAUUGAGGAAAGUGAGAAUGAAUGGGCUGUCCCACAUUGUUUCACCAUAUACUCUGCACAGAAGACUACUGUUGUAGCAGCAAGCUCCCGGACAGAGAUGGGAAAAUGGAUUGAAGACCUGAGCAAAGCUAUUGAACUGGUGAAGAAAACAAAUGAGAAGAGGGACCCAUUUCUGGAAAGCAGUAUCUAUGAUCGAUCAAACAGAUCGUCAGACGAGGUGUCACUGGAGCAAGAAUCUGAAGAGGAUACUCACUCCUCCCAGAGCUCGUUGGACAAGCAGACCCAUCACCGUGCCAAUACUACAGUGCACGUGUGCUGGCAUCGUAACACAAGUGUCUCCAUGCUGGACCACAGUGUUGCAGUGGAGAACCAGCUCUCUGGUUACCUGCUGCGGAAGUUCAAAAACAGCAAUGGGUGGCAAAAACUUUGGGUUGUCUUCACCAACUUCUGCCUCUUCUUCUACAAGACUCACCAGGAUGACUACCCUCUGGCCAGUCUUCCACUGCUGGGUUACUCGGUGAGCAUGCCUACCGACCACGACCACAUCCACAAAGAUUAUGUCUUUAAACUGCACUUCAAAUCUCAUGUCUAUUUCUUCAGAGCAGAAAGCGAGUACACUUUUGAAAGGUGGAUGGAAGUUAUCAAAAGUGCAACCAAUUCAUCAGGACGGAUAGUCCAUUGUGGCCAGAAGGAUACUUGAAUUGAGCUGCAAAAUUCUCAGUGUUGCCCUCUAGAACCUGCAGAGUUCUGUAGGAUACAUUAGUACCAGGAGUGCUUUGAAUGGAGGAAGCGGGAACUGGUUUCAAGGUGCACAAAGGAAUGGUCAAUUUGCUCUGACAACAAUGCAUUAGCAAGUUGAACUGACAAAACAUGGACAAGCUGCUGUCAUGAACAAGCCUGGUCACUCUUCAGAAAACAACUUCUUGCAUGUCUUAUUGUAUCAAUGGAGGAAUCAUUGUGAGGUUGGGAUGGGGUUAGAUCUGGAGUUUAAGGAUUGAUUUUUGGAUUAAAUUAAUGACGCUCUUGAUGAGUUAAAGGUUGACUGUUGUUUUCUCCAGGGAGUCUUGAUACAUCAUUUAACAAAUACCAAAGAAAUUGCUUCCUACACAAUAAAAAAAACAGAAGAGCACAUCUGGUGUUGUGCACA